AUGUUUUAAUGUUGUGUCCAUUUUAUAAUUUAUUUAUAAUCAUUUUUUGAGUGUACUUGACGCAGAAUUAAUUGAAGCGCACAAGCAAACAAAUGCCAGCCAAAUAAGGACACGCAACAUUAGUCCGGGCAAACAAAGGGGGGUCCAAGGCCCUGCUCUCCCCCCGCUCUCUACUAAAGAUCAUGCUGGAUUCCGUUACAACAACAAGAACAAGAACAACUGGAGCUGGCCAGGUCAUGGAGAACAACGAGGAGCUGCUGGACAACACUUGGAGCAACUGGAGCACUUAUGGCCCCGCCCUGAUCUAUAAUGCCAUGAAUAGCGUCCUGGCCAAUCAGACUCCUCUUUCCACCGAAUACGGACCCAGUCUGGCCUACAAUCUGAGCAGGGUUUUGCCCACGGGCAUCACAGGACUUCCGGCUGCAGAUGUCGAGGAGGAUGCGGCAUCGCCCGUGGCCAGCUUUGCCUUCGUUGUGCCCUGGUGGCGCCAGGUGCUCUGGAGCAUUCUAUUCGGCGGCAUGGUCAUUGUGGCAACUGGCGGCAAUCUAAUUGUCGUCUGGAUUGUGCUGACCACCAAGCGUAUGCGCACCGUCACCAACUAUUUUAUAGUGAACCUGUCCAUAGCCGAUGCGAUGGUCUCCAGUCUGAACGUGACCUUCAACUAUUACUAUAUGCUGGACAGCGACUGGAUAUUUGGCGAGCUCUACUGCAAGGUAUCGCAAUUUAUUGCCAUGCUGAGUAUCUGUGCGUCGGUGUUCACUCUGAUGGCCAUAUCAAUCGACAGGUACGUGGCAAUUAUGAAGCCGUUGCAGCCGCGGAUGAGCAAGCGACGCAAUUUGGCCAUUGCCGCGCUCAUCUGGCUCUCAUCGACGCUCAUCUCCUGCCCCAUGCUGCUCUUUUUCAGGACCGAGGAGGUGCCGGUGACCAUGGAGAACAAAACACGCAUCGUCUGCUUUCCCGAAUGGCCCGACGGACAGACGAAUCACUCCAAGCAGGAGCACAUCUACAAUAUUCUCAUCCUAAUACUCACCUACUUUCUGCCCAUUAUCUCGAUGACGGUCACCUAUUCGCGCGUGGGCAUCGAACUGUGGGGCUCCAAGACAAUUGGCGAGUACACGCCCAGGCAAACGGAGAAUGUGCGUAGCAAGCGGAGGGUGGUCAAGAUGAUGAUUGUGGUCGUUCUGAUAUUCGGCUUCUGCUGGCUGCCCUUCCACACGUACUUCAUCGUCACAUCCUGUUAUCCGGCUAUUACCGAGGCGCCGUUCAUUCAGGAGCUAUAUUUGGUUAUCUACUGGCUGGCCAUGAGCAAUUCUAUGUACAAUCCGAUUAUAUACUGCUGGAUGAAUUCCCGUUUCCGCUAUGGCUUCAAAAUGGUUUUCCGCUGGUGUCCUUUUGUGAAUGUGGGCGCCGAGUCGCUGAACCGUCGCGAGAAUCUAACCUCGCGCUACUCCUGCUCCGGCUCGCCGGAUCACAAUCGCAUCAAACGGAAUGACACGCAGAAGUCCAUACUCUACGCCUGCCCCAGCUCGCCCAAGUCGCAUCGCGUGUCGCACUGUGGUGUUCCGCCGCGGUCGCUGCCCGUGCAGCAGCUGAGCAGCAGCCGGCGUGGCCAGAGAUCGUCCUAUCAGCAGGAAAUGCAGGAACGCUGGAACGGUGACAAGUCUAGCAAUUCCCUGAACUCGUCCACGGAAUGUCGCACCACGCAGCUGCUCUCCUGACAGGCCGCAGCCCCGGAGAACGUGGAGCUCCAGAUGCAACUCGUCUGCAGCUCCAACAACGACUAUCGACGAGGCAUCAACACAUCUGCAGCUGAUGACAAGACCUGGCUGUAGGUUUUCUCUUCUCACUAUCUCUCGAAUUUAGCCUAAGCAAAAAUAAAAGAUGGAUAGACCUAUAACUAGCUUCUAUAUCAACAGGGCGUAUGAGUUACAAGUUGUUUCAAGUCUCAGGUUUGAGUUGAUUCGAGUCUUUACUUAAAAUUGAUUCGAGUCUCAGCUUCAAGUUGAUUCGAGUCUCAGCUUCGAGUUGAUUCAAAUCUUAACUUCAAGUUGAUUCGAGUUUUAACAUCAAGUUGAUUUGAGUCUCAGCUUUAAGAUGAUUCAAGUUUCAGCUAAAAAAAUGUAUUCCCAAUUCCCUCUUACGAAUAUUCAUUGCGGCUUCAUUAAAUGCAAAAUGUCACCGAGUGUUAAAUAAAAAUAAAUUAAAAUUACCCAAGAGUCUAGUUACAAUUUUGAUGAUCUAAGUGUGUAAAUGAUAUAUGAUGUAUGUAACAGUUUGUAUGUAUGUAUGCUACAAGUGUAUGAUGUAUGUAACUAUAUGUAUGUAUGCAUGCUACAAAGUCAUAUGAAGCAUAUGAAGACUUCUCCCCGUACCCCUUGUAUAUAAGUUAAGUGUAUAAUUCGUAUAGAAGAAUUACAAAUGAAAUAUAUGUACCCUUCUAUAGGGUAUUCCAAUUUACUCACGCCAUGUGUAACAAUUCCCAGACAAAUAUAUAUCCCUAUUCUGUUCGAUCUGGCGAACUACGUCUGUCUGUAUUUAUGCUUGAUGAAAAUUAGGUAAAUAUAUUAUAUAGCUCUAUUAUCCAAGAACAAACGGAUGAAAACAGAGUUUUCAUAUCAUAUUAACAAAGCAGAAAAACGUGGUCAAAAAACUAUCGGAAAAACCAAGUCGAAAAACUAUAUAAUAUAGUAAAUCUAAUUACUAAAAGUCAGUUAAAAUUUCAAUUUUGUGUCUAGUCUAAAAAUAUAUUGAAAAUUUGAUAGGGUCGAUUACUUAAUCUUCGGCAUACCGAGAAUAAAUAUUCUUGUUGAUUUGAUUUGUCAAAGAUAAUUGUGUAAAUAUAUAAAAAUAUUUAUGUAUAUAUUUA
Molecule: messenger RNA, 2866 nt
Organism: Drosophila novamexicana
Lineage: Eukaryota; Metazoa; Arthropoda; Insecta; Diptera; Drosophilidae
Gene: TkR99D
Product: tachykinin-like peptides receptor 99D
Exons: 11
Coding region: 183-1718 (511 amino acids)
Biological process (GO): G protein-coupled receptor signaling pathway
Cellular component (GO): plasma membrane
Molecular function (GO): tachykinin receptor activity
Source: RefSeq, a predicted model, not a curated record